CACAUCCAGAAGAGCCAGAGCGAAAAUAAGUUUGGUCUAGCAGGGCACCCGCAGGAACGUAUCGCCCAAUGUGAUACAAGAUGUGAACCGAACAACUCGUGUGCGCUUCAAUUUUUCGCUCGUGUCCAUAUCUCUGGUCCUUUUGGAGGAAAAGUAGAAGUCUCUAAAGUUGGAGUGCUGGAGAUACCGAUGGUCUGUAGAAAAAUAUCUUUGCUGCAGCAGUGAUUUUUGCGGGUUUGUUAAGAAGUUAAAAGAUCAAAUUACGUAUGGUGUAAAACUUAUCACAAAUGUGCAACAGUAGUGGAGGAAAAAUAUAAACCGAAAAAGUAUUAUUUUCGGAGCACAAAUCCAAAUCAGCAGCAGCCUACACAGGAAUGUGAACAGUGAAUUUCUGAGAAGCAACAAGUGUUAUAACAGAUCUUCAUAUCGCAAGGAGUUAUAUCGAUUUCGAUUAGUUUUCGUCCAGUGACUGGGUUUUUAUUUUUGGUCCAUUUGGAAGAUUUAUCCAUUUGAUAAUCCUUGCUGUGGGUGUUCCGGUCGGGAAUGGAAGUAGUUGCUGGCAGAGGCAUUCCAAUCCCGUAUCUACUGAGCGUAAACGCAGCACUGCUGGGUACUUCAGAGUACGAACGUGAUAUCAACUAUACAUCGGAAAGCUUGCAGCCUAUCUUCGGUCCUCGAGUGGUAGUCGCUUGAACAACUCCGAUGAGAACCGCAGUACCUGCACCGUAGACGCAACCAACACAUAGUCGCUCCCCUUUGGUCAGAUUGAGUCAAAAUCACCAGCACCAAACUCCACCAACGCAUCGUGACGGCUUUCGAUAGCAGAGCACCGAGCAAGUAUUGUAAACGAGGAUUGUCCUCCGACUAAUAACUCACCAGGGGAUACAAAACAACACGCGCCAAAAUGAAUCAGAGGCUUAAACCAACGGUCGACAGGGAUCAACCGCCGGCGGUUGAUCCGGCAGAUAUCCUUUACAGUAUCGAUCUCGGCAAUGCACCGAGUGAGACCUUCAUACAUCCCAGAAACAUCGCUAACAAUCACAGCAACAACAUCGGUGCUGAUAAUUUGAGGCCUGACGACCUGAAAGUUGACAUUCGAGGUGUUCCAGAGUACUACCGGGCCGAUGAUGAUAACUAUAAACCGUUCACAAUUUACGGAAACCAUGGUGAUGGAAACGAUAAACUGUCCGUUCUACCAGCUUCGACAACCGGCUCAUUAAGCUCAAUCAUAACGACGUCCGUGGCAUCCUCCGAACCAGAUCGUGGUGAUCAUCGUGACGGUGGCGUUGGCGGUGGUGGUGAUGAUGACGACAACAAUGUAGUAUCGACCACGGGCGGCAAGUGUGUCGGCGAUGGCGACGGCCAUGGCGGCCCGGGCGGCGGAAUCAAGCAGGAAAAGUGGUGGCAAACGACACUCCAGGUGUCGAUCCCGUUCUUCAUUGCCGGCAUCGGCACCAUCGGUGCCGGCAUUAUUCUCGGCCGCGUGGAGGGACGCAGUGCACUCGAUGUAGAGUUUGCAUUUAUCUCCUUCAUAACGUCGCACUGGAAAGUCUUCGCCCACGUGUCGGAGCUGUUCAUCCUCGUUCCAGCCCUGCUCGGCCUUAAGGGCAACCUGGACAUGUGUCUCGCGUCCCGACUGUCCACCCAGGCGAAUCUCGGCAAUAUGACCAGCGCACGGGAGAUCACGCACAUGAUCGUCGGCAAUAUCGCGCUGGUACAGGUGCAGGCCACCGUCGCAGCCUUCAUCGUGUCGAUCUUUGCCGUGGGGGUGGGCGCUGCCCUCAACGGACGGUUCCUGUUUGACCACGCGAUGCUGCUGACCGCGUCGAGCAUGUUCACCGCGACGUCGUCGUGCUUCGUACUAGACUUUGUAUUAGUGGCUGUGAUUUUAUUGUCCCAUAAGUUGAAGAUGAAUCCGGAUAAUUUGGCAACCCCGCUGGCGGCGUCGAUCGGUGAUGUGGUAUCGAUCAGCUUGCUAUCCUUCAUCGCGUCACUGCUGUUUGAACAUAUAGACACUCACCUCUGGAUAACAUUCGUCGUGGUUACCUGUUAUUUUAUUUUGUUACCAUUUUGGGUAUUUUUAGUGAUUAGAAAUAAGUACACCCGACCCGUAUUGACAACCGGAUGGGUUCCCGUACUGUCGGCGCUCUUCAUCAGUGGAUUGGGAGGCCUUGUCUUGGAUACCGCCGUCGGCAUCUUCAACGGUUUCGUUGUGUUCCAGCCAAUUAUCAAUGGUAUCGGUGGUAAUCUAGUGUCGGUACAGGCGAGCAAAAUCUCCACCAUGCUCCACCAGAGCUCGAUCAUUGGAAUCAUUCCGCCACACGCCAAGAUCUUCGAAAUGCCCUGGAAGGCGUUGUUCAAAGGCGUACCCUAUGCUAAAACCGCUAGGAUUCUGAUCCUCAUGUCAAUUCCCGGACAAGUGCUAUUCAUCUACGUCGCAGAUUACAUACACAUGUCCGAAUCAACUAUUGGUGCUCCCUUCAUAUUUUCAUACUUACUCGUCAGUUUGGUUCAGGUCAUGCUGCUCCUGUACAUCGCCCACGUCAUAAUCCACGCGAUGUGGAAGUGGAAAAUCGAUCCGGACAACUCGGCCAUCCCCUAUUUGACGGCGCUGGGCGAUCUGCUGGGUUCAAGCUUCCUGGCGUUGGCGUUCCUGUUUCUGCAGGGCGUCGGUCAUCCUUAUGGGGAACAUCCGGAGGAAAUCCACGAUGGCAGCACGACGACUAUAUCUUUCGAUCUGGCGGACAACGAUUUGAGUAAUAGUUUCGGUAUUUAAAAAACUACCCCCGUUAGAUCUAGAUGGACCAAACAAACCAACCCCCUUUAAUAUGUACUAACACAAAGUAUGUGAGACAAGCAGUAAACCAUCCUCGCGUUUCCCUGUCCGCCCAAUUAGUGUCCUCAGUUCCUGUCCCCCGUCGGAAAAAAAACCCACUAAUUGCUCUGUAUUUAUGCUUACUUUUUAAUAACAGUAUUGAAACUCUUAUUUUUUAUACGUAAGUUUAGUUGUAUGUUCCGUUUAUUUUUUUACAAGCUUAUAGUUACGCCGGACAUUAGUUUACAACGGUCUUACCAAAUUUCCUUAGGAAGCAACGCAACACUGAAACACCCAAAACGCAGAGCAAGUUCUUUCCCACAGGUUUGCAGGCUAAUAAAUUCCGAAAGGCGCUCUCUGUGUAGUUAUAUUCGCUUGUAUCAAAAGCCUUGUGCGCGGGAAAAUAGUUUUACGUAGAUCGUCUUACAAGUAUGUAUGUUUCUGCUUUACGAGUACGGAUUUAGUUUUCAAUCGGUUGCUUUUUAAUCGAAGAAAUAUUGCUCAUGGAACGAAAAUUGCUGCACUGUGAAGUGUUACGCGUGAACACUUAUGAAAUGUGAUUGAUUUAUUGUAAUGCGAAGGCAUGAUUUGCAAAAACAAAUAUCAUUACCAACGUUAGUCUAAUUGAACGAAACAGAGAAACAAAGCAAAAAAAAACUACCAACAAUGAGGCAUCGUUACAAAUUAAGAUAAUUUGAGGUUAAGUCAGUUUUCAUUUAGCAUUUAAGGUAAAGUCAAUUGUAAAUAGAAGAAUCACUACCGCAAGCAGAACAGAAAAAAAAAUUAGAUACAAUAAGUUCCCACUGGCAUGGGCAAGAAAAACAACUUAAAUAGUUUCAUUGUCUUGUUUUGGUCGCAUUGGGUACGAGAAUUAGGUUAUUUUCGAAUGGUUGUAAAUAUUUAGACAAUUGUUUCUUAAUUUUACUAAGAAAACGACGCCACCAUUAUCAUUUCUUUUAGGUCAUACAGUAAAAUUAAAAUAGAAAACGAUUAUUGCAAAUAAAGCUACCCGCAUGAUAUGCUUUCGAUUCCUACUAUUUUACUCCAGUGUUUUCCCUCUUAACCCUAAAUUAAUCUUUUGUGUUAUAUCUUCCAAACUUUAAAGUAAACAACUUUUUCUCUACUUUAUCAUCCUCUAUAUUCCUUUUUUUCCACAGCUCCACAGUUGGCCUAAACUUUAUCUUUAUUUGUUCAAACCCAUGUAGUUCUGGUUUCUGCUACUAUCAACCGAGCGCACGCACACACUCUCCGCAAAAAAAAAUCUGAUAUUUGAGAUCAGUGACGUUUGAGAAGAUCACGUGUUUUAUGAAAAAAUAAAGAUUACAUUUUAAAAAUUAUAAGUUUCUUAAGUUUUAGCCCUUUUGUGUUCAAAUCCGUGAAUGAAAAGCUUUAGCCUAUGAUAUAAUCGUAUGUAUCUACAUGGAAAUGAGGUUAUUAAAAUUGGUAGCACUCAGAUUGUAUUUUGUUCUUAAAAGACAACUCAAAAAAAAAACAUUUUCUCUAGUCCAUAGCUGAGACAUGACAAUAGUGGGGUCGAUUCCGGACCAGUUUUCUGCCAAACUCGGACCAGCUGCUGAUUGGUCAAUUGUAAAGGGUUGCCAAUAAUAUUUGAAAAUACACCUCUACACAAAUGGCUCACGAACGAACUGUCGAAUUACAGUGAAAGUGCCUACUCAGUUUUUUGGUAACUGUAACCACAUCGUAAUCUAGGUCAUGCGGAGUCAAUCAAAUAUAUUUUUCAGGUGCAUUUUGCUUGUAAAAAAAAUAACUUUGUUCCGCAUGUUAUCAGAUAUUUCUCCUAUGAAAGAAGCAAACGUUUUCAUGACCUGGGCUCUGUUAUUUACCUUCUUGAUCGAACUAGAAUUUCACUCAAGAAAGUUUAUCUUUCUGCAGAAAUCUUUGUGACAAUCAAUUCCUACUACAUGCAGCAGAGAUACGAAGAUUUCGAAUUCAGGGGAUGUCUAUUCGAAAUAUUCAAACUUUGCCAGUUUUAGUAGUUAGACCUUGAAGCGUUUUUUAAAUAGUUGAUACAGCACAGAUUGAACAAGGAAGAACUUUAGAAAAUGUAGAAAAUGAGAAAAACAAAGCAUGACAUCCGAAAUAUGUCCAUUUAAGUAUUAUGCAUUGAUCCUGAUAUUUAUUUUUUUAAUGAACUCGAAUGAAAUAAAUGUUAUAAUUUGUGCAAUUUAGUUUAGUUGUUUUAAUGAAUCAGAAUCAUAAAAACCUAACAUUUGGUGA
Messenger RNA from Toxorhynchites rutilus septentrionalis, 5053 nucleotides. RefSeq names its product solute carrier family 41 member 1. The transcript is spliced from 10 exons. Gene Ontology annotation, molecular function: monoatomic cation transmembrane transporter activity. Gene Ontology annotation, cellular component: plasma membrane. Gene Ontology annotation, biological process: monoatomic cation transport. The record is from RefSeq and is a predicted model, not a curated record. Lineage: Eukaryota; Metazoa; Arthropoda; Insecta; Diptera; Culicidae. Bases 905 to 2776 code for a protein of 623 amino acids.